Uloborus diversus is the source of this 2733-nucleotide messenger RNA. RefSeq names its product integrator complex subunit 7-like (gene INTS7). The record is from RefSeq and is a predicted model, not a curated record. Gene Ontology annotation, biological process: snRNA 3'-end processing. Gene Ontology annotation, cellular component: integrator complex. NCBI's taxonomy places the organism in Eukaryota, Metazoa, Arthropoda, Arachnida, Araneae, Uloboridae.
UCACUCAUCAUCAUGGCAUCAGCAUCUGCUCGUCUGUCAAUAAUUGGAGAAACUUCAUCAUGUGAACCUGAUCAAGAUGCUAAUUCUGCUCUAUCAGAGCUUGAUAAAGGCUUAAGAUCUUCGGAAAUUGGGGAACAAUGUGAAGCAAUUGUAAGAUUUCCUCGUCUUUUUGAAAAAUACCCAUUUCCCAUUCUCAUUAAUUCAGCUUGCUUAAAACUUGCUGAAUUGUUCAGAACUGGAACCAACUUUCAUCGAGUUUUGAUACUCAGAGUAAUGCAGCAGAGUCAAAAACAUCUGGACAAAAUUUUAAAUCUUGAUGAAUUCGUCCAUCGUUUGUAUGCUGUUAUUCACAGUAAUGAUCCAGUGGCUAGAGCUCUUACAUUAAGGACAUUAGGAAACAUUGCUAGUGUUGUUGCUGAGAAAAAGAGUAUUCAUCACAGCAUUCGAAACAGUCUCGACUCUCAUGAUGCUGUUGAAAUGAAGGCAGCUAUUUAUGCUACUGGGAAGUUUGCUGCUCAAUCAAAAGCUUUUGCUUCAAAUAUCUGCAGCAAGAUAGGAGAAAUGAUUCAAGGUUUAGCUACUCCAGUGGAAAUAAAGCUUCAGUUGUUGUCAAUUUUUCAACACAUGCACCAUGAUGCUCAAACAAUUGCUGAGGUGUGGAAAUUGUGUACAUCUUUACUUCCUGAUUAUCCAUCACAACAGUUUGUUGUCUGUACUUUACAUACCCUCACAGAGCUUGCUGUUGCAUCAGUGACCCAUAUAUCUCAACAGGUGAAUUUAUUAAUAUCUUACUUAAAAGAAGACGGACGCACUUGUGUCAAAAUGAAUGCCUUGAGGGAUAUGAGAAAGCUAGCCAUAGGAGGUGCUCAUUUGUGGAGUACAGACAAUGUUAAUGAGCUUGUUGAUUACACAAUUGAAACGCCUUAUCUCACUCUAAAAUGUGAAAUAUUUUCUGUUAUGGUUGCCUUGUCUCACUCAGUUGCUGUGGAUAAAUUUGACUUAUCUACAGCAAUGUUUUCAAUGUGCUGUAAACAUAUGUGAAGUUUCUCCUGACAUGUGUAUUCAGUUUGUGGAUGCUAUUGGUUCUUUGAUUGGCAAAACAUCUGAUUUGUGUGUAGUGCCUUUAUGCACUGCUCUUUGUGCACUUGGAAAUAAAAGUGCUGGUGCUGUUGUCUGUUGGCAAACAGAACUUAUACAGAAACUGAAAGAAUUCACAUCCCAGCCUCAAAUCACUGCACAAACAGUUAAAGCUAUUGGUAUGGUGUGCACAUUAUUGUUCCAAACAAGUGUGGAUAAGCCAUGGUUGCUACAGGACGAUUUUACAAUUAUGAAUGCCAUCAACUGUGUGGAUUUUUGGUCAUCGUAUAGGAUAGGUCGUCAGGCAACUAGAUAUGGGCACCAUCAGUUUGCCAUUAAAAUAUUUUCUUAUCUGUGUGAUAGAGUAAGUUCUGAACACCUUUAUUUUUGGCUGGUUAGUCUUUGUGAAAUGAGUCAAGCUGAGAGUUACUUAAUAUCCAAAACAACCAGGAGUUCACAAGAUAUUGUUGAUUGUGUUUCACGAUCAGUUACUCAUUAUAUGAAAGCUGUUGCUGCGUUGAAAGCUGCUACUACACCUCAUCAUUCAUUGUUGUUUCAAUGUGAAUACCUGAGAUUGCGGUGUGAAGUCUUAAGAGCACAACUGCAACUCCAAUUAGCCUGUUCUUGUGUAAAGACUUCACCGCCUCCUGCUAUAGCAGGAUCAGUUGCUGCAGCUACACGAGAUGAACUGCAAAAGUGCGGACGAGUUGUCAUGCAGAUAAGAAAAUGUGCCAAAGAUUUCAAAAGCCUUGCUGACCAGUAUGGUGCUCUCUAUCAAUCUGUUUUUGAUGCUGAUCCAAAAACUUUAACAAAUAUACAAUUAUUGCAUCAAAGUUGUUUAUUGAUUGCCCAAGCAAUAGAUAAAGUGUCUCAACAUAAUCAAGGAAUGGGUUUCAGUACCGGUGAAGAAGAUAUUCUAUCAAUUGAAUACUCAAAGCAAUCUCUUGAAAAUUACCAAAUGGGAGAAGCGUGUCGCAAGGCUGUUUCUGCCAUCAGGGAUUUCACAGUGAAUUAUGACGAAAGAGUUGUGUCAAAACAAGAAACAGAUUUUCUGUUAAGGAUUAGUAAUGACAUAUUCCUCAUUCCUUUGUGCCUACCAAGAUUUUUCUUCCAAGCUUUACAAUCUACUAGCAUCAAAUUAGCAAUUUCUCCUCAGCCAAAAAAUUCAGAACCAAUCCUUAUUCAAAGCAGUUCACAGCUUUCAGUAAAAGUUGAAGGAGUGGUGCAACAUGGCUCAAGACCUGGCCUGUUCAGAAAAGUGGACAAAAUACUUGUCACAGUUAGUAGUCAACAAAGCAGAACACCUCAACAAGAAAAUAAACCAUUUGCAGAAAGUGCGCCUACCAGUCCAAGUAUGACUCUAUCACAGUCUGCUACCCCACAUUACGAUUACUUUCAAACUCAGUUUUUACUAGGCUUUUCUGUAGCAGGGCUUCAUUCUGUCACCAUUGAAGCAGCAGUUAUUGAUGAUAAGGAAUCUCUAUGGAAAACUGGCCCUAAGAUGACUCUUCUCGUGAAAUCGCAUGACGAUGGGAACAACAACCAGUCCAGGAUGGUUGCUCCAAAAGAGAGAGCUCAUGUUCCAAGCAUAAAUCUUGUAUAAAAAAUUAUUCUUCAUCAUUUAACUUUGUAAGCAUUGUAUAAUAAACAAACCAU